AUGGAGAGACUUUCGGUCUUCCUUGAUGUUCCUCUAGCUAAAACAACAGGCGUUCCAAUGGAUGCCUACAGGGAUGAUCCUUCACCCCAAAAAGUGUGCCUCGGCCAUGCAGGCUGCCAGACUGAUUGUGCAGAAACAGUCUGGAUACCUCCAGUUGUGCAACGAAUUCUGCUUCAAAUCCCCCAAGACCCAACACUGGAUCAUGAAUACCUCCCAGAGCUUGGCAUUGUGGAAUUCACCAGAGCAGCCAUGGAGCUCAUCAUUGGCAAGGACAGUCGCGCACUCUUAGACAACAGGGCAGGAGGUGUUCACACCAUAGGGGGAACAGGCGCAGUAUGGAUUGGAGCUGAAUUUCUGCGCCGUUGGUACAAACCCAGUAGUUCGACUCCAGCAACUAUUUAUAUUGCUGAACCACAAAUGGACACUGUUGGUUCCAUCUUCAAACAAGUUGGAUUUACCAACAUCUGUCUGUACCAUUUAUGGGAUCCCAUCCAAUUGAUGGUCGACAUCAAAGUGUUCCUGAAGGAACUGCAGGAUGCACCAGAAGGCUCUGUCGUGUUCCUCCAUGCUCCUGAAGAAGCUGGCCUGACAACCGGGCAGUGGGAAGAAGUUGCAGCAGCGAUGAAGACAAGGCAUCUCUUCCCCUUUUUCGACAUCCCAGCUCAAGGACUAGCUUCAGGAAACCUGGACAGAGAUGCCUGGGCGCUGCGGCACUUUGUGGAAAGAGGUUUUGAGCUUCUGUGUGCCCAGUCCUUUUCCAAAAUAUUUGGCUUAUAUGACGAGCGGGUGGGGAACCUCAUCGUGGUGACCAAGGACAAUGAGACACUGCUCAGAAUCCACUCCCAGAUUGCCAAGCAAAUCAUGAUGACAUGGUCUGGCCCCACCAGCUUGGGGGGACGGGUCAUUGCGAUGGUGCUAACCAGCCCUGCCCUCCUCUAUGAAUGGAAACAGAGCCUCCAGACCCUGGUAAAAAGAAUUAUGCUGAUUCGAGAGAAACUGAAAGAGAAGCUGCGGAUCUUGGGGACCCCAGGCUCAUGGGAACAUAUUACAGAGCAGUCAGGAGUAUAUAGUUUCACUGGGCUCCUCCCUUCCCAAGUGGAGUACCUAGCGAGGCACAAACACAUCUACCUCUUUCCGAACGGGCAGAUCAACAUCUGCAGCAUUAACUCCAGGAACCUGGAAUACGUGGCUCAAAGCAUCCAUGAAGCCGUGGUGGCCACCACUCUCCAGGACUGCAGUCACACCAGGAAGAAUGUUGACUAA
Messenger RNA from Varanus komodoensis (Komodo dragon), 1263 nucleotides. It is a transcript of the gene GOT1L1, whose product is annotated as glutamic-oxaloacetic transaminase 1 like 1. Gene Ontology annotation, molecular function: pyridoxal phosphate binding; L-aspartate:2-oxoglutarate transaminase activity. The record is from RefSeq and is a predicted model, not a curated record. Gene Ontology annotation, biological process: L-aspartate biosynthetic process. The coding region runs from base 1 to 1263 and encodes 420 amino acids. The transcript has 9 exons. Lineage: Eukaryota; Metazoa; Chordata; Lepidosauria; Squamata; Varanidae. Gene Ontology annotation, cellular component: cytosol.